CGUACCGCGUGACUCACCCGCCCGCGGUCCACGGUCAGUCGUACCGAGCGACCAGCCCGCAGUGUUUGUGUUGUUAUAAACCGCGUUUCCGCAAACCCGCUACAAUUGUUUUCCGCACCGUCACCGUCCCAGAGGCCCAUUACCGCGCAGCACCCGACAACCGACGCAGCUCGUCUCGUCCAUUCGCCAACGAUCGACUGUCGUGCGACGUUUACUGUCAGUUUCCAGCACGCACUCCCGACAUGUUGAAGUUCAUCGUGCUCGCCGCCAUUCUGUUGGCCGGCUAUUGCGUCCAGGGCGCCGACAGCGUGCUCAGUAAAAGGGCGUCGAGGUUACCGAGCUGCAGGAGCAAGCUGAUGGAUGCGCCCACCGACUGGAUCACCAUGGAAGACCCGUGCACGGAGAAGAUGAGGGAACAAAUCCAGACGGAGUUCGUCGCCUCCAUGACGUACUUGGCGAUGGGAGCGUAUUUUGCUCAAGAUACUGUAAACCGUCCGGGAUUUGCAAAAAUGUUUUUUGAAAGUGCCAGCGAAGAACGGCAACACGCCAUCAAGAUUAUUGGAUAUUUGUUAAUGAGAGGAAAGUUGACUUCAGAUGUUGGUCAAUUAAUCCGUGAUCCCCAACCUUUGGGUAGUACAUAUAGUUCUGGUGCAGAUGCGUUGAAAAAUGCAUUAAUAUUGGAAGCUUCAGUCACUCGUAAGAUAACGGAGAUGGCUAAGGUGUGCGAAACAGAAUUUGAGAAGGUAAAUGCAACUGGACACUUUGAGAGAACAAUGAAUGACUACCAUUUGGUUGAUUGGUUAACUGGUGAUUUCUUGAAUGAACAAUAUGAAGGUCAACGUGACUUGGCUGGUAAAUUGUCAACUCUCAAUAAAAUGAUGGAAUCCCAUGGAGCUCUUGGUGAGUUUCUCUUUGACAAAAAACUAUUGAAUGGAAAUUCAGUUUAAUUUAUUUCUUAUGAACAACAUUACAAACAUUAUCCAAAGUUUUUCUUUAAUUUAAUAUAAUUUUGUAAAAUGAUUAUAACUAUUAUUCAUAAACAUACUUAUACAAAAACUUAACCAAUGAUGAUCAUUUAGUAUAGUGAUAGUAACAUACGUAAUUUUAUUAUACUUUUGA
Sipha flava (yellow sugarcane aphid) is the source of this 1119-nucleotide messenger RNA. It is a transcript of the gene Fer1HCH, whose product is annotated as ferritin subunit. Gene Ontology annotation, biological process: iron ion transport; intracellular iron ion homeostasis. Lineage: Eukaryota; Metazoa; Arthropoda; Insecta; Hemiptera; Aphididae. The record is from RefSeq and is a predicted model, not a curated record. The transcript has 5 exons. The coding region runs from base 243 to 947 and encodes 234 amino acids. Gene Ontology annotation, molecular function: ferric iron binding; ferrous iron binding. Gene Ontology annotation, cellular component: cytoplasm.